This is a messenger RNA of Dunckerocampus dactyliophorus (ringed pipefish), 3996 nucleotides long. Its product is annotated as cadherin-12-like. The record is from RefSeq and is a predicted model, not a curated record. Gene Ontology annotation, cellular component: plasma membrane; adherens junction; catenin complex. Gene Ontology annotation, biological process: adherens junction organization; multicellular organism development; cell morphogenesis. The transcript is spliced from 13 exons. NCBI's taxonomy places the organism in Eukaryota, Metazoa, Chordata, Actinopteri, Syngnathiformes, Syngnathidae. The coding region runs from base 437 to 2947 and encodes 836 amino acids. Gene Ontology annotation, molecular function: cadherin binding; calcium ion binding.
GCUGAGGGAAUACACAGAGAGAGGAAGGAUCAGGAAGGAAAGAGAAACAAAAGGUCCACAUUAGUUUAACACAGGGAAUAUUCAAAGGAAUACACAAGUAUAAGAUAUAUCUGGACCUAAAGUACUGUGCAGCAGCCACAAGGGACACGGAGAGGCUUUUCUGAGGAAACCCAAGCCCAAAUGAAGAACUAGCAAGACGACCGGGAAGGUUCCUGUGCAAGGAAACGUGAAUGUGUGUCAGAAGUUAACAAGCCAACAAGUUACCACAUAUUAACAAUCAAAUCGCCAACAAAAUGUUUAUGGACAUGGACAUGCACACUUGGGGAAAGAUAGUGACCUGGACAACACUGGAAAUAUAAAAGGUUCUAAAGAAAAACUUUGGAUGGAUAUUCCUAUCAACGUUUUGAACAUCUGACUACAUUCCAACUUUUCCCUGAUGAUCACAUGGGAAUAUGCCACCAUAUUUCUGCUAUGCUCCAGUUUCCUGCUGGACUUCAGUUACCCGAAUCUUCUUCGGUCUCGGCACCAUUUCAAGACUAAACGUGGGGUGAUGCCAGUCAAGACAUAUUUCCAGGGCAGGGCAAGGCUGAGACACGGAACACCACGGGUUCAGCGAAUUAAAAGAGGAUGGGUGUGGAACCAGUUCUUUGUUCUAGAAGAAUACAUGGGCUCUGUACCACAGUAUGUUGGGAAGCUCCACACAGAUAUGGACCACGGUGACCAUGCAGUUAAGUACACGCUUUCAGGAGAAGGAGUUGGGUCUAUCUUCACCAUCGAUCAAAUGACAGGAGAUAUACAUGCUCUGAGGAAGCUUGACAGAGAAGAAAAGUCCUACUACAUACUCAGAGCCCAAGCCGUAGAUGUCAGUACAGGUCUACCAUUGGAACCGGAGUCAGAAUUUGUUGUCAAGGUGCAGGACAUCAAUGACAAUGAACCUCGAUUUUCAGAUGGAACGUACUGUGCCAUUGUUCCUGAGAUGUCACCAAAAGGAACUUUUGUGAUACAGGUAACAGCCACAGAUGCUGAUGACCCCACAUAUGGUAACAGUGCACAGAUUGUCUACAGCAUCCUUUACGGUCAGCAAGACUUUUCUGUGGACACCAAGUCAGGAGUCAUCAGGACAGUUUCAGCCAACAUGGAUCGUGAAGUGAAGGACGAAUAUCAGAUUAUAAUCCAGGCCAAGGACAUGGGUGGCCAACUGGGGGGACUUGCAUCCACUGUGACCAUCAAUAUCACCCUCGGUGAUGUCAAUGAUAAUCCACCUCGUUUUGUCAAGAGUAUUUUUCAUCUGCUGGUACCCGAGACUGCAUUGGUGGAUUCGGUGGUGGGUCGGAUUCUGGCCCACGAUUUAGACACAGACAGAAAUGCAGAGGUGGACUACUCCAUUGUACCAGGGGAUGAAGGCAUCAUGUUUGACAUCAUCUCUAGUGGACAAAGUAAAGAAGGAGUUGUUGUCUUGAAAAAGCCUCUGGACUAUGAAACCAAAAAGUCCUACACUUUCAAGGUUCAAGCAGUCAAUGCACAGAUGGAUCCCCGUUUCCUCCAUUUGGGUCCUUUUUUGGAUUCAGCGACUGUCAAGGUAACUGUCAUGGACAUGGAAGAGCCCCCUGUAUUCAGCAAAGCAUCCUACUCUCUGGAUGCAUAUGAAGACACCCCUCUGGGAACCAUCAUCGGUUCUGUUACAGCACAUGACCUCGACGCCAGCAGCAGCGCAGUCAGGUAUUCCCUGGAAUGGCAAAAAGACGAAGACAGCUGUUUUGACAUCGAUGCCAUUAAUGGCUCCGUUUCCAUAAAUGAAUACUUGGACAGAGAGGAAGCAUUUCAGCACAACAUAACUGUGGUAGCAUUCAAAGUCAUAAAUCCUGUGCUGUCCACCAAAGUGCUAGUGACAAUCAACGUCCUGGAUGUGAAUGAGUUUCCUCCGGAACUGGCAUUUCCAUCGGAUACCUUUGUAUGCGAAACUUCUCAUGUUGGACAGGUGAUUCAAAUGCUCAGUGCUGUGGACAUGGAUCUUCCGCCUGUCAACCAGAGGUUUUUCUUCAAGAUCCCUAAAGAACUUCGCAACAGAAACUUCACUGUUCGAGAUUAUGGAAACAACACUGCUGGCAUAGUGACACGACACGCUGGUUUCCAGCGGGGGGUACAAGACACAUACGUCCUUCCUGUGGUGGUUGAAGAUAGUGGUUAUCCUGUUCGGAGCAGCACAGCGACCGUCACAAUCAAAGUGUGCAUGUGUGGAGUAGAAGGCUUGCUGCUCACCUGCCCUGCUGAUGCAAUCACCCUGCCCUUGGGUCUCAGCACUGGAGCUGCAAUGGCUUUUCUGCUGUGUGUAUCUCUGCUGAUAGCGAUCCCUGGACUUUACAUUGCCCGACGUCGCCACCAACUCAAAGAUGCUGUCAGGACAUCCAAAGAAGAUAUUCGAGAUAAUGUCUUUCAUUAUGAUGAUGAGGGUGGCGGUGAGGAGGAUACCGAUGCCUUUGACAUUGGAACACUCCGUAACACACACUCAGCACAUGUUAGCUCUCUAAAGUUAAUCACGAAGAAGGAUAAAAAUAGUUACGGUGACGGGGUUCUGUUGCAUCUGAGCGAUCGCUAUGAUGAUAUCAGAUCACCCGACAUUCAUCGGCAAACCGCCGGUUUCAUCUCCCCGCUCAAGAGCCAGCUGCUUGUUCCCUGCUGCAGAGUGACUCAAAGUGAUGGAGGGAUAAUCCAAGAUUUCAUUGGACAUCGGCUGGGAGAGAGUCUGGAAAGUUAUGUUGCAUCACCCUGUGACUCGCGAGCCUCUGAAGGUGCUGGUUCUGUGGCUGACUCAUUGAAUUCAAUAGAGAAACUGUGGGCAUUUGACGAUUUAGGAGACUUGAGUUCUCUUGGAGAUUUGGUAGAGCCUUUUGAAUCACUAGCGAGCAUUUUUGGGAGACAGGCCCCUACUGUGCCUGAAGAGAGCUGAGUUAAAACAGAUAAUCAGGGUUGACCAAAUAACUUGAAAAAAGUAAUUUAUUACUUUCCCCAAAAGUAACUGAAUUAGUAACGGAAUUAUUCCUUCAUCAAUGCUAUUAGAUACCAGGAAAGGUAAUUGUUACUUUAAAAAAAAAAAAAGCUUCAAAUGUGUGAAAUAAUUGGUUAGCUUUGUAGCAGAGUUUAGAUUUACAACGGACACAGACACACAUAAUGUACACUUGUAAUGUACUGUACGUUCUUGCCUUUUAACAUCAAUAAUCUUGCAAUAGUGCCUGUGCUGACAUCCUUAAAACCACACUUAAGUCCACACACCUCCUGCUCACCAUUGUUGCAUCGACUUCUCUUGUCUGGCUCGGAGACAUCAACGAGCCGUGUCUUUUAAAUGGCUCUUAAGUGAACGAUGAAAAACGAUUCCCAGUUGUAUAUAAGAACAGCUCGUUCUUAUAUCUUAUAUUGUUAUGCACUUCUGAUAAAUAUUUUAAGACCAGGUUGAAAAUUGCAAGAAUUUACAUUUUGCACUGUAGGAUCUUAAGGAGAUUCUCAGUAGAGCAGUGGUGUCCAUAGUGCAGCCCAAGGGCCAAGGGCCAGUUUUUUUAUUGGCCCGCAGCACAUUGUAAAAAUAUAAUUUAAGAAAACAAAAAAAAAAUGUUUAAAAAAACCAACAGCAAACAUUUAAAAAUCAGCAGUAAUUUUACAAGAAUAAAGUCAAAAUAUUAAAAGUAUACCAUCAAGGUUACUGUUUUUUUCCCUCAUCAGAGAAUAAAACUUUCUUCCACCUUUCAAAGAUCCAUGUUUGGUGCUCUUGUGCACAUUCCAAACAGGCAAUUUUGUGGUGUUGAAGGUGACGGGGCCUUUGAAGACGUUUUUUCAUCUUAAAAACCUUCAUCCCCACCGGAUGAAGACUGCUGCAACGCUAGAGUCUCCCAUCAAAGCAGUCUUCAUCUGUGCAUGUAAACGCUGUGGAACACACACACACACACACCAGCACGUAGUGAUACGAACGGAGAGAAAAUAAUGCAGAGUGAUUGAGAGGUCUGA